Messenger RNA from Venturia canescens, 2865 nucleotides. RefSeq lists its product as uncharacterized. The coding region runs from base 2143 to 2808 and encodes 221 amino acids. The transcript has 3 exons. NCBI's taxonomy places the organism in Eukaryota, Metazoa, Arthropoda, Insecta, Hymenoptera, Ichneumonidae. The record is from RefSeq and is a predicted model, not a curated record.
CACUCUCACUUACUCGCUUACUUCACACUUGUACUCGCUUACUCACACCUGCAUUCAUAAACUGUUUGACACUUACCCCGUUCGUCAAAUAUCCCUGCUAACUCAGGAUCAUCACUCCAUCCUCGGCGACGUAUCACCCUGACAAGUGAAUCAAUCAGAGGAGUAGAGUGAAAAUAUCCCGUCCUCCUGCCGUAGAUAAUAUCACGUUUCGAUAAAUCUAAUAAAGCACCACGAAUUUUUCGAAGCACUACACCUGAAGGUAAAUGAUACAUCAUUUCCUUCUGUUUAGCAUCCGUCCAUCUUGAAGCUAAACGCGGAACACGACGCACCAAAAACUUGAAUAAUUCACCCAAUAAAUAUCGCGGAAUAACUCGAGACAUUUUAACCGAACGAACUCUUUGAAUGUCAGAAAUCAAAUGAAAGAUUUUCAAAAGAGUUCUUCGAUAUUUGAAUAGAUUGAAAAAUUCCACUCGUUGCAUCUCGAAAUGAUACCAACGAGGUAUAGGAAAAAGAGGGGGUAGAAUAAAAAAUAAUUCACAGGGAUUCAUAUUCACCGAAGAACGUUACAUGGAUAUGAGGAUAAAAUGCUGAUCGAGUUCCGUUCACACGGAUCGAAGUUAAAUCGAAAUACAAAAAGUAGAAUUAUUUUCCUUCACACUCCCACAUUCUAUCGAGUCUAAUGCUGAGUAGAACGGAUGUGAAGGAUCAAGUUCGGUUAUCAAGGUUGUCCGUUCUGAUCGGAGAUUCUGCAUAUUUCACCAAAAAACGUGGCGAACUGUUAACCAGAUAUUUUUACUUUCAUUUUUUUCUCUCUCGAGGAAAAUAACGUCGACGCUGCAUUUUUGCACGUGUGCUCGAAAACUUCAGGAGACUUCUGUCUCCAGAUGCGAGCAUGUGAGUAGGUGUCAAUAUAUGCAUAUGUGAAUAUAUGUAUGUAUUGCCGCAAAAACGGAGGCGGCGUUUGACUUCGAAAAAUAAUGAAAAAUAUCAUUUUUUUAUCCAAUCACGUUGUGAUUGAGACGGUGAGAGGUGGGGGAAAAUAUAUAAAUCGGAAUUUUUUUCCGAUCUGCUAUCAUUAUUUCAAGUGUCUACAAACCUGAAGCAUCAAAGAAAUGGAGUAUACCGGAACAAUGACGGAGGUGCAACGAGUUUCAUCAUCGUCAUCUCAGCUCGUGAUGGGAGUUGUUUACGGGAUGAAUAAUUCGUUCGGGAAAAUAAUUGCAUCAGGUUUUGAGCUUUCUCCUAAAACCGGAAUUCUUACACCAAUCAUCAAAUUGUUGACAAAUUCUUUCAUCGGAGUAACUCUCAAUAUCGAGGGAUGGCAAAGUUUUAAAUCGGACUACGAUCGAAUUUCGCAUUAUUUUGGAGGGCCACGCUGGGACGCUGAAAGAAUGCUUGGAACAAAAAUCGUUCAUGGAUCGCAUUGCACCGUUUUUACCUCCUGCUUUCAACAAUCAGCAGUCUGCUUCAGCAACACUAGUAUACCAGCAAUUGGAGAGGUUCCCACCGGAGUUCGACAGUGCAAUAUUAUCCUACAGGGAUCGACCUUCAAGAAGUUGAAAGAAGUCAGCAAGUGCAUCGACGCUCAUGUGCAAAAACUUGAGCGUGAGAGUGCAGCAGUAAAUAUGUGUGUGACCAUCAUAAUCUCCACCACCCAUGAUCUCCACAUUGCAAGCGGCGGGCAGCAGGAUGUAAUGCGAAUCCUUGAGACAGAAGACUACUUGGGAAAAAUAAUGGAAGAAACUCGGCAAAAAAUGGGUGAACAAUACCCUGAUUUCGUUCGAAAUUCGAUGGAAGCAGUGAUUUCUGAAAUCACUACACUGUUCCGAUUUGAAAUUUGUCAACUCGUAACAGUCUACGAGGGAAAAUCACAUUAAUUUUUGGAAAAUAAUUUGUAGUAGUAAGGUUUAAUCAAUAAGUGCUUAAUAAUAAUUUCUAUUAUAACUAUAAACAUGAAAAUCUUCAAAACCAUUAUACGAACGAAUAAAUUCCUUCAAAUAAAAAACUCAAGUGAAAAAAGAAAAAAGACAGCGCUGCGGACUCGAGUUCAGAUAUCUUCGUGGGAAUAAGCCUAAGACAUCAAAUUGCGAAUUCAGCAGCUGUAUGGGGUGGGGGAGCAAGGUGUCCAACUCGUUCAUUUAGAUGAUCUUCACCUCAUUAGCAGUCCAGUAUUUGAAGUGUUCGAAUCGAGUUAAAAAAGUGAAACAAUGCGUAAGUGAAAAGUUGAAAAAAAAAUUUCGGGAAUUUGUGCAGUGUUUGUGCGUGAGUGUGCGAAAUAAGUGGCAUAAUUUUAAACAGAGUUUUUUUCCAGAGCUCCGUUACGAAGAUUACGUUUCUCCAUCUGACCCAUGGAUAAAACCAGAUAUUUGGGUGGAGGUAACAGAUGGGGAAAGACGGGUGUACCUGAUCUACGACGACAUCACUCCGGAACUUCAGGCUGCUCCGAAGAUAAACGUAUGGAGUUAUCGGAGAGCAGCCAAUGAUGUUGAAGCUCAUCAAAACGCAGUCCGUUCACGGGCAUUAUGGAAACGAAGAAAUACGAAAAAAGAAAUCUUCAGCGGGAAAAGGAAGUCUGAGUCUCCUUCAUGGGCCGAUGUCGUUUUCAAAAAACGCAGAGUUAUUCAAGAGAUAGAAAAACAGAAGAAAGAAGAAGAAGAAAUAAAUAAAUGGAAGCUGAUUCCGAUAGAUUUCGACUCGCCCCGACCCCCGAAUGUACAAAAGCUGAGCGUCAGUUUGAAGAGAGUGGUACUUUCCGAGAACGAGGAGGAAGAAAUAAAAGAUCCGAGAAAGAAGAAAAAGCGAAACUGAAUGCCAUUACAUUAAUAUUGUCAAAUUUUUCAAAAUGAACUAAAAAAAUAAAAAAAA